Molecule: messenger RNA, 1683 nt
Organism: Sclerotinia trifoliorum
Lineage: Eukaryota; Fungi; Ascomycota; Leotiomycetes; Helotiales; Sclerotiniaceae
Source: the annotation of a GenBank genome assembly
CAACAGCAAGUAUGCCUGUCUAGAUUCAACCUGACAUUUGUACCUCAAGGUAAAAAAACAAGGUCGUAAAAAUGCCAGAUUUUCCACCUGAUACGUAAGUCUUUCUGAAUACUAUGGCACAAAAUGCUAUUAGCUAAUUAUUAUCUUAACAGGGUAGCUUUCAUAACCGGUAUGCAUUAUACCUCGUCUCUUGAGCAAAUAAAAAGCUCCUUCUAUAUCCAAAGGAUACCUAUUCAAGAUAUUAACAUUUCGAAGGCGCAGCAUCCGGUAUCGGUUUCGCCGUCGCUCGUCAACUAAUCCUCGAUGGAGUAACCAACCUUGCGCUCAUCGACCUCUCACCCGUCCCCUUAAUUUCAACCACCGAAAACCUUCUUUCCCUCCCCAAAAAGUCGACCAUUCUUACCCUCUCCUACGACGUCUCUGUAGAAGACGAAGUUGAUCGUGCAAUGUCUGAGACGAUCCAAAAAUUUGGACGCAUAGAUAUCUGUUUCAACGCAGCUGGAGUCUUGGGAAAGCGAACUGGAACAGCGGAUGCGGAAUCCGUUUCGCUAGACAAUGUUCUGGAUGUCAAUUUGAAGGGUUUGUGGUUUUGUGAACGCGCGGAACUGAGGCAAUUCUUGAAGCAGGAAGAGCGAGAUGUUUGGUAUGUUUAUAUGAUGUUCUUUUUUGCUGCGCUUUCUUUGCUCUUAUCAUCUGCUCUAUUCCUACACAUAUGGGUGUUUUAUGCAUACAUAUUAAAGACGCCACUACGGGCAACCGAGAAUCCUUCUCCAAGCAAUUAUCAGUUCAUUUUUGAUAUUUACCUCUCUUCUUAUCCCUGACCGAAGAAGAAAAGACCAUAUCACAUAUGGUUGAAAGAACUCCAUCCACGCACCCCAUCUACAAACCCAAAACAUUAUCCUAACACUCACUUCGAAACCCUAGCACUGGACUGCCCUUCAAAACUCGCGGUUCCAUCCUCAACGUUGGAUCGAUAGCUAGCCACCUCGGAUUACCUAAUUCAGCACCCUAUGCCAUGUCUAAACAUGGUAUGCAUAGCCCUCCUUUCCCCAUAGUGAACAACCCAGCAAACAACUAACCCCCAACAGGAGUCCUCGGCCUCACUCGCACAGACAGCACAAACUAUGCUAGCAAAGGUAUACGCAUAAACUGUAUCUGUCCCGGAUUUAUCCACACGCCCAUGGUAGCCACCUUCCUAGGAAACGAAGAUGAAGUAGGUAACUUCCGCUCCUCUACCUCUCUUCACCAUUCCUCUUCUUUAUAUCCCCCCCGGGCCACGCCCAUUCCUUCAACACCCCUCUCCACUCCCCACGAUAUCUAACACCCCACCCUAGAAAUCCGCCAUCCUCAACCGUAGUCCUGUCGUACGCCUAGGCCUCCCAGAAGAAGUAGCAUAUACAGCCGUCUUCCUCCUUUCUGAUCGCGCGAGUUUUAUAACCGGAGCUGGUAUUGAUGUUGAUGGUGGUUGGAGUAGUCAUUGAUUGAUUUCUUUGUGAACUUUCUCGUUGAGGCGUGGCAUUUAGUAUCUGGGUUUGCGCAUUCAACACGGAAACUUGGUGUAAGUGAGAACAUCUCGGAAUGGUUAAAAUGACGGGUCAUCGGCGAGCAAGGAGACAAUAAGAAUUUAAAGUAAGUUCUGCAGCUAAAACAAGCAAUAAGGUUCGCCAAUCAUGAAAGACUUUU